ACUGCAAAACAGUUGCCUCUGCCACACUGGACGUAAGCCGAAGACACCGCGACCACUCUGAGUUGAGGAACCAAGCGUCGGAGAUGUGUGUGGUGACUGGGAGCUGGAUGGUGGACGCUCUGCUGAUGGUCCUGCCUCUCGCGUACUGGUACCGCAGGCGCAACUUCUUCUUCUGGGAGAAACUGGGAGUGCCUUACUUGAAGCCCACGUCGUUCCUCGGCAACAUGGGUGGGUUAGCGAUCGGAGAGCAACACGCCGGAGAUCCCAUAUACGAUUGCUACCUGGAGGCUGCUGAUGCGCCCUUUAUGGGCAUGUUCGCAUUCGGCAAUCCGCUGCUCAUGGUCAAGGACCCGGAACUGUUGUCUCGUGUGCUGGCGACGGAUUUUCCAGCAUUUAACAGCCGUAACUUCGCUGUCGGAAGUGACUCACUGUUGACAAAGUCUGUCUUGGGUGUACAUGGAGACAGAUGGGAAACGCUGAGGACGAAGCUGGCGCCAGCAUUCACUCCAGGCAAGAUAAAGGCGAUGUUCCCACUGAUGGAGGGCGUUGGACAGGACUUGGUGCAGCACCUCGCUGGCGAAGUUGAGAAAGGUGAGGCCAUUGACUUGUGGCAGUUGAUGACUCGGUACACGGCCCAUGUGCUGUGUACGAUAGUGCUGGGGGCGGACGCCGGCUCCAUGUCGGAGGCCAAAUCGCCGGUGAGAGAACACAUCAUGAACCUCACACGCAAAGACGUGCUGGCUCAGCUGUCCCUCGCCAUCAGUCUCCUGGCUCCACAACUCUUCAAGCUCUUUCCCUUGACGUUCACUUCCGAGAGAGAAGAGACCCUUCUCUACUUCUCCGCCGUCCAGAUGAUGAACGAGCGGAAGCACAAAGGGAUAGUCCGUGCAGACAUAGUGGACACGCUGAUGCAGCUGCGGACGUCAGCAAAUAAGAAACACUCCAAAAGCGGCGCGGCCAGGAAGUCGUCAGCCGGUACAAAUCAUUUUGAAAUGGAUGACGAGACAAUAGUUGGCAACAUCAUCGCUUUCCUGAUUGGUGGGCUUGACACGUCUGUUUCGACCAUGACGUACGCUCUCUACCAGCUUGCCGUCCACCAGCAAAUACAAGACAGGGUCCGCCUGGACAUCCGUGAGGCCAUCUUUCGCCACGGCGGCGAGUUUACAUAUCAGGCACUGGGAGCCAUGAACCAGCUCGACUACGUUAUCGACGAGACCAUGCGGCUUUACCCUCCGAUGAACUUCCUGGACCGCAAAACGACGAAGUCCUUCCGGAUCCCGGGCACGGACAUAGUGCUGCCCAAGGACACGGGCAUCGUCGUCUCCGUGCUGGGCGUGCACCACGACCCCCGGUACUGGCAGCACCCAGAGCGCUUCUGGCCGGGGAGGUUCAGCGUCGAGGGCGGCAAGGCGAGACCCAGCCACACCUUCCUGCCCUUCGGGGACGGCCCAAGGCAGUGCCCUGGGUUGAGAAUGGCACACACGCAAAUGAAGAUCUCCCUGGCGAACGUCCUGAUAAACUUCCGAGUGAGCGUCACUGAGAAGACUCCGGUACCUCAGGCUGCAAACCGUCGGAAGCUGAUAAGGAAGUCAGAGGGAUCGUUUGAGCUGGGCUUCGAGAAGAUUUCCUAACGAGAGCGACGAGGUCGCCGAAAUUGCCUUGACAUGUCAUUUCCAUUACAGUCAGACGAGGAAGUCGUGAACAGUUACUAUGCGAGUAACACUUUUUUAUACGUUUACAAUAUGAUAGAAUAUACUGGCUUUGACCAAUAGUCUUUAAAUUGACUAUCGAAUUUGGCCGUACUUAUUGCUACUGCAAAAUUGUAACGUACCCAUUAUCCUAUAUAAUUAUAUAUAUUCGAAAUGACUGUUGAAUCAUGUAAGAAAUGUCGGAAGAACACUGAAUCUUCGCUGUAGUCUGCAAACAGAAAUGUCAUAGAUGUCUAGCAUUUAGAUCUGUUGACACCAGCCGCCGCUAAGACUUCAGUUUCCCUCUGUCUUUCUCGUCCUAAUAACUGACACCUGAAGAUUUUCACAUGACGAACUAUUCUCGUUGCCUCAAAUAACCUGUUGAAAAGGACUUCGAGGGUGUAGAUAAGGUUUCGGCGCACCCCUUGUCCCGGAGGCUGAAUGAACUACAGAGAUCGACGCAACGAAAAAUGAUGAAAUAAACACAUUAAAUAUGCAGAAGAUAAUCGAACCUUGGGUUACGGAAUACUUUUCCUUCUGAGAAAAAAAUAUACAUAUGUGAUACCAGUGACCUCAGAUUACUAUUUGGCUCUUUAAAUGGCUCUAAUGUAGAAUAAAUAAUUCUAAGAUACGUGGAAA
Molecule: messenger RNA, 2327 nt
Organism: Schistocerca gregaria
Lineage: Eukaryota; Metazoa; Arthropoda; Insecta; Orthoptera; Acrididae
Product: cytochrome P450 6k1-like
Exons: 8
Coding region: 84-1631 (515 amino acids)
Molecular function (GO): monooxygenase activity; oxidoreductase activity, acting on paired donors, with incorporation or reduction of molecular oxygen; iron ion binding
Source: RefSeq, a predicted model, not a curated record